Molecule: messenger RNA, 4826 nt
Organism: Episyrphus balteatus (marmalade hoverfly)
Lineage: Eukaryota; Metazoa; Arthropoda; Insecta; Diptera; Syrphidae
Product: mucin-2
Exons: 6
Coding region: 399-4544 (1381 amino acids)
Molecular function (GO): histone binding
Source: RefSeq, a predicted model, not a curated record
AUCAACCACUCAGACUCAACAGAAAAAAAAAAAAAACAAAAAAAUAAAAACGCGAAAUGUCAAACAAAAUUCUCCAAUUACAAAAACAUCGAACAAAUUGUUCAUUUUCUGAACAAAAAGAGAACAAUUAUCAUUUUUUGUAGAGAAAGAAGUCGAUCAAAAAUUACUUCCAUUAAAAGUCGGAUAAUAAAAAAUCAUUUUCUAUUUCUACCGCCGCGACGUAGAAACAAUUUCAGUUCAAGUUGCAGUUUGAAGAAGAAAAAACCCAGACCGCCGUUUUAUUUUUUUUUCUUUAUUUCUAAAUUCUCCACGCCACACAAAAUUGCAUUAUUUUCCCCUAACAAUUUGCCAAAAAGAAAAAAAAAAGAAAUAAAAAUCAUUAUCGGUGUUGAAAAAUAAUGAAUUCCAUUAUCGUUUUGGAUUCGUCCGAUGAAGAGGGUGGUACUGUGAAAAAGAAGAGAGGUCCGAGGAUCAAUCAACCUUCUCAACCCCUUCCGGUUACAGGACAGCCACCAAUGGCCAGAGUGAAUCCUGUUAAAACUCCUAAUUCUACAGUGGCAGUGAAGAAAACUCAAGCACCCCUUCCCAAUGACAACUUUAAGAUUCAGCUACCAAGUAAACGGCCGACUCAGCCGAAUCAGAGUGAUCUGGUGCCCCCAGAAAAGCGUGUACGCCGUGUCAAACCAACGACAAUUAUACGUAGCAAUGAUGAGGAAUGGAUUAAAAGGCAACCAGCUGCUCAGUGGAAUGGUGGAGAACGUCCCAAAGCAAAUAGCCCAGCAAUAACGAAGAAUCUUGUUAAUGUAGUAAAAAACGCUCCAACCAGAGUUGUGAAAAGUCCAACGCCAGUUGGAUUAAAUACCCCCCGUGGUACCCAGAACAAUGUUAAUCAAAAUAAUCCGAUUCAACCUAAUGUUAAGAACCCUACAAACUUUGUGCGAAUGGCAUGGAACGGAAAGAACCCAAAACCUGCAUCGCCACCUGUAAUAAACAAAAACAUUACAACAACAUUAAAAGAACAGCCGAAGAGUUUACCGAUUCCGCCGGUAAUUAAUAAAAAUAUCACAGCCACAGCUAAGGAUCCCAAUAUCCCAUCAUCGCUCUCAUCCUCACCGGUUUUUAAUAAGAAUUCAGUAACAAUUCGACGAAUUGUUGUGAAUGAUGAUAGUCCAAAACCGGUUACUUUGGCUAAAAGCAUCACAACGACAGCGCCCAAAGCACCCAUUGUCAAUCAAAAUUCUCCUAAUAUAAAAAGAGUACCUCCAACUCCUCUUGCAGUAGAUCCGUUGAAAAUCACCAUGUCGCCCAGUAAGAAUCUCAACAAUUCAUCGAUUAAAGUUACUCCAAUAAAUGCGAAAUCGCCGGCAACACCUGUUAGUCAAACAUCGAGUGGUUUCAAAAAAAUUCCAUCGACUGCAAGUGAAUUAGUUAAAGGUUACCAACAUCUGCCCACAUUAAAACGAAAUGAAACCAAUGCUAAGCCACAGCUACAGGAUCCUAUUGCGGUUGUGAGUACAUCGCCAACUAUGCUGUAUUCAACUCCACCCACAAUAAAGAAAAUGGUGAACAUGGAAUUGCCUACAAAGCCUACAGCUGCUUCGACAAUACCAGUUAUUUCUAAAGUUUUUGGUUCAGGUAAAAAGCCUAUCAAUGAAGAACAACCAUUGAUUCACUUAGGAACCUCAGUGAUAAAGAAUCAAACGAAGCUGCCUGAACCAAAAAUAUUACCAACUGUAGCACAUAAGUCGCCGCCAGCCAUUAUUAAUCGCUCAAGUGGACUUAUAGUUACCCCGAUAACUUGUACGAUUGCCACAACAACAACAACAACUGCAACGCCCACAUACAAUAUGCCAUCGAAUUUAACGCCAACCUCUAGUCGCGGAGCUUCGAAACAAUCGAAAGCAUCUAUUAAUCGUAACAGGGCUUUCCAAGCAGCGCAAGCCGAACAAGCGUUGGCUUCAAUGUUCAGUAUGUUCCCCCCUUCAACUUUUAUGGGAAAUCCACAGAUGAUGUACGACAUGGACCCAUCAGGUGGUGCUUUUAUUAAUCCUGCUUGUAUUCCUAAUCGCCCCAUGCGCACAAUGGAAGGACCAAGCUUUCCAACGGUGGGUUCGCCUGGGUUUCAUGUAAACUACCCAAAUUUUUCGGGAGGCUCAAUCACACCCGUUAUGAGCCCUGGGCCAGGUGCAAGUCCAACUUAUAGUUCUGGCCGUUCUUCUAAAAGUCCCGUUACGAGUACGGUUACGAGACCUUCGGGUGCAACUAGAAGUCCCGCCAGCUAUAUGGGUAUAUCAAUAGAUGUUGAUCAGCCAAUACCACCAAUGUCACCUCCGGUGUACAAUAUGAAUCAUGCUCCCUUUAAUGGAGACCCCUUUAAUUUCAUGCGGAAUCCACAUAACAUCCCAAGUCCUUCAUUCAGUCCAGUACGAUCGACAAGAAGUCCUUUAAGUACCGGUCAAAAAACAAAUAACAAAGGUGUAGCUGAAAACGUAAAACCUCCUGCGUCUUCACCAGUGUUUCACAAAGACUUGGAUAACUUUGUUAAAAAUCCGUAUAGCUAUCCUCAAACUCCAAACAGCACAAAAACUAUGCCAUCAUUUAGCAACGGUCCCAUAAUAUCGUUAGAUAGUCCUCCGAAAAAUGACACUUCUAUGAAAAGUCCAAUUCCAGUUGAAUUACAUAAAAAUUCUACAAUUAAUGUUUCGUCAAGUCCUGAUCAAAGCGAAAUUAGGGAUGGAUCAUCUGCAUCGGAGGUAUAUGCUCAUAACUUACCUCCCAACGGGAAAGAGAAACCAUCAACUUUAGACAAUAAGAAGGAGAAUGACAAUAAAGCGGAGAAGGACAAUAAAGAGAAUAAAUGUAAAAACAAGCAAAAUGAUGUGGAGGAGGUGAAAAAGGAUAAUGAUGGCGAGGAAGAAGAAGAAAAAGAAGCAGAUGAGGAGGAAGAAGAAGAAGAGGAAAAAGAACCACUUAUUCCAGAAUUUGAAAAUCUCCUCAAAGCUUGUCGGGAAGCUGAUUCCUCUGAAGAUAUGAAUAGACUGAUUGAUUCGAAAUUAAUUCGUUACUACUAUUCGGUGCAUCCGGACUUUGUGAAAUCUCGCGGCUUUAAAAAAGCUGUGAAGGCAGCAACAGAAAGCAUUUCAAAGAAUGCUGAAUUAGUUUAUUAUCAUCUCAGACCGGUUGUGGAAGAAUUAAAGGCGCGGAAAAAGUGCAAAUCUAUAGUAAUGACAAACGAUGAAAUAUCAGCUGUAGCAGCAGAAGCUGAACAAGAGGGCAUAGAAGAUAAAGUGCGGAAUAGACAAAUAAGACGUCUAAACAAAGGGUUGUAUAUUUUGACAAGAAAAAUUCACAAGUUAGAAACAGAUGAGGUGGAUUUGGAAGACGAAAAUUCAACAUAUUUGAUUGUCGAGCGGUACAAAAAAAGAGCUUGUGAGAUAUACGAUAAAAUCUGUGAUUUGACUGGAGAAAGCAAACAUGCACUAAGACAAGUUAAAAAACCAAUCACGUUCAAAGACACAGAUUACCCAAAAUUCAAUAAAGUUGUUGAAACAUUUGUUAAUAAAACAAAAGAGUUUCCGGAUUUCGUUGAUGUUUUGCGAAUGUUGGAGUUUUGCAAUGACCGGUAUAAUUUUGGUUUAAUCAAAGAAGAAAUGACUUCAAUUGCUCAAGGUGCUUUCAUUAAAAUUGGAAAACUUUUGCAAAGUCGUCGAAAAGCAGAUCUUUAUGAGACUGUAUCACAUUUUACAUCGGAUCUUGUGGAUCCAGCUGAAAAUGACCCGGUUCUUUUAGCCAAACUGACCGAAAAUGAAAAAAAUCAAACGACUAUUGGUUCUGUAAUAGAAAAGUAUGCACGUGAACAGGUGAGAAGAAAGGCUGAUUUAACCAGUGUUUCUGAUGAUGAAGUAAAUAAUUCAUCGGAGAGCUGCGAUUCUGAAGAAGAAGAAUCCCAUAACAUAAAACAAUCAAAAUUAAAAAAAAAUAACAAUAAAACUAAUAACAAAGAAAACAACAAAUUAAAAGAGAAAUAUAAAGAUAAACAUAAGGAAAAAAAUAAAGAAACAGAUGAAGAAAAAGAUAAAGAUAAAGGAACGGAUGAAGAAAAAGAGAAGAGAGUGGAUGAAAAAAAAGAUAAUGAAAAAGUUACAGAGAAAGGUAAAGAAAAAAAUGAAGAAAAAGUAAUUGAAAAAGAUAAAGAUAAAACCGACGUUAUCUGUCAAAAAACGACAGAAGCAAGUACAAACGGUACUUACUCACCACCCUCAGCAUCAGUAGUAGUUCCACAAUCCGUUCCAAUGGCAAGCACAUCAGCUGCAUUUCGUACAUCUCCCCCACAUGCAUUUGAAUCGCCAGAAGCAUCACCACGUCCAAGGUCUUUAUCCCCGUUAAUGCCGUCGUGCACAACAAGCUCACUUAAAAUACUUUCAGUUACCAGCCUCAAUGAGAGUGCUGACACCCCCUCCCCCAAAAAGAACAACGAUAUUAUUAAGCCAGCAGCGGUUGUGGGAUCAGUGGAUGAAAUUGUCAUUUCCGAUGAAGAUUUAUAGUCUUAGAUUAACUCUAUGUAAUAUGUAAUAAAUUAUAUGUUGUACAUUGUUUUUGUUUAAGUUUUUCACGAUAUACAUCUAUAUUAAAAAACAAAAAACAAAAAUAUUAAAAAAUUUAAGUUCCUUCUUUUUCCUAAUGCCUGUUAUUUAAAAAACUGAAGGACAUAAGAUGUCACUGUAUACUGUACAUAGUAAAAGAAAUAAUCUUUAGAUGUAAUAUAAAUAUUUUGUAACAUUUAAUUUAAGUAAACAUUACAUACAAAUCACAAUUUUGAAAAAAAA